UGUCGGACGGAACAGAUUACGACUCGUUUGCGAGGUUGUUGGGGCUCUAAUUCCGGGUCCCGAGAGGGGGGUCGCAGUAGCAGAGGCACGCUGCCGCCCAACUCGGAGUCUGGCUGAGGGGUUGGGGUCAGGACAAUGAGUUUGGUCUCGAGAGCGGAGCUUGCUGCUGAAAAAACUAAGAGAAAGAAGAGAAGAGAAUUAACUGAAGAACAGAAGCAAGAAAUAAAAGAUGCUUUUGAGUUAUUUGACACAGAUAAAGAUAAAGCUAUAGAUUAUCAUGAGCUAAAGGUGGCAAUGAGAGCCUUAGGUUUUGAUGUUAAAAAGGCAGAUGUGUUGAAGAUACUUAAAGAUUAUGAUCGGGCAGGAACUGGGAAAAUCACCUUUGAAGAUUUUAAUGAAGUUGUGACAGACUGGAUACUUGACAGAGAUCCACACGAAGAGAUACUCAAAGCAUUUAAAUUGUUUGAUGAUGAUGAUUCAGGUAAAAUAAGCUUGAGAAACUUGCGUCGAGUAGCCAGAGAACUUGGGGAAAACAUGACUGAUGAAGAACUUCGGGCUAUGAUUGAAGAAUUCGAUAAAGAUGGUGAUGGAGAAAUCAACCAGGAGGAGUUCAUUGCUAUCAUGACUGGAGAUGUUUAACAGUGUAAGAAAAGAACUGAAUCUAGCACAAAAAUAAAGGAUUAUCGGGUUUCAGCACUGAAGCUGCCACCUUUUCAUUUUAAUUAAUUUCUGUACCAGGAGCCAUGCAAAAAAUAAUUUUCCUCAAAGGACCAAAAG
Messenger RNA from Gekko japonicus, 777 nucleotides. RefSeq names its product centrin 3 (gene CETN3). Gene Ontology annotation, molecular function: calcium ion binding; microtubule binding. The record is from RefSeq and is a predicted model, not a curated record. Bases 136 to 639 code for a protein of 167 amino acids. NCBI's taxonomy places the organism in Eukaryota, Metazoa, Chordata, Lepidosauria, Squamata, Gekkonidae. Gene Ontology annotation, cellular component: microtubule organizing center. Gene Ontology annotation, biological process: spindle pole body duplication. The transcript has 5 exons.